CCACCACCACCACCACCGACCGACCCCACUGGUUUGAACGUCGGCUGAUUUGUGAUCCCCCGAGUGCGCGCGCUAGUGGAGCGAGUCGGGCCGAUCAGAUGGAAUCCCUGCGCGGAACACCUGUUGCUUGUGUGCGGUGCUGGAUGCUGGCGAUUGAUUCUCUCGUGUGAACUGUGCUGUGAGGAUUCAGAUUUUCUGCCUGUGCUGUGGAUUCUGGUGGUGUUUCAGUUUUCGGGAAGCUGGGAUGGCUUUAGUGUAGUGGUGUGCUGGUGUACAGGGAGAUAAACAUUGAGGAGAGACUGUGACGCUAUGCCGAGGAAGAAAUAUCGCUACAAUAACAGGAUGACUAGGGACUCGAGCCAAAGAGAAAGAACGAGAGCUACAGAGAACAUUCGCUGAGAAAGAAAGACAGUUGCAAGAAACACAACUUUCAGUUGCUAAAAAAUUGGGUGAAGCUGAGCAGCAGAUUACCUCCCUUCACAGUGCUCUGGAAACUGCCCAGUCGGAAUUGUUUGAAAUCAAGGCCAAAUAUGACGAGGCAACAUCAGCAAAGUCUGAUGAGAUGGAGAUGGUAAUGGCUGAUCUGGAUAGGGCUAAUGAGAGAGCUGCUAAUGCAGAGAGACAAGCUGAGCGCUUAAAGCAGCAGCUUGCCCAGAUAGAAAGCUACAGCCAGCACGCGGAGCUGGUCAGGUCACAGCACAGCUCCGACCCCGACCAGGCCAUGGACAGCUUCAAGAGGUCGUCACAGGAGGUGGAGCUGGCUGCCAAGGAGAAGGAAAUUGCACAGCUGGUGGAGGAUGUCCAGAGACUGCAGGCCUCUCUCAACAAACUCAGGGAGUCAACGUCAGCCCAGGUGGCUCGACUAGAGGAGGAGCUUACAACAAAAAAUCUGGCAUUCCGUGCUCUGGAGGAGAAACUGAGGACACAGGAGGAUUACGAGGAGGUCAAGCGUGAGCUGAGGGUACUGAAGUCUAUAGAAUUUGCCAACGCCUACUCAUCUGAUGGGGUUCCAGAAGAGAGCAAAUCUCUGGAAGUCUUGCUGCUGGAGAAAAACAAAAGCUUACAGACAGAGAACACACACCUGAAGGUGGUCAACUCUGGCCUGACAGACAACACAACCACCCUACACCUCCCAACUACCACAACCAGCACCACCAAAAAGUAUGAACGGUCUUCAUCAAUGAUGUCUUCAUCAUCUUCAUCCCAAUCAUCAUUGCUACCGACAACAACCUCAGCAGCCGCCUCGCCCCCAACCAACCUGACCCUGGCUGUGUCGCCCACAAACUUGAGCAGAUCCUCCCACAUCGGACCAUCCGACAUGACGCCAGGCAGAUCAGCCAUGUCUGGUAUGAGCCUACACGGCAGCUGUACCCCGCCGGUCGUCAGCGCAGCCACCAUCAAACAGGAGGCUCCGUCACCUGCGUCUUCAACCCCCCGCGCCACACCCCAGCACGCUGCCUCCACCCCUGAGGCCUACGCCAGCAUGUCAGGAGCUGACUCUGUCAUGAACAUGUACAGAAUGCCCAGCACGCCCUCAUCUGGUCGGCAUUCACCCACAACAAACUGUAAACUGUCGCCUGAUAUCCCAACGCCAUCGCAGACCCCCCAUACCAACAGCAUACCGCCUCAGUCGCCCAUCGCCCUCCACUCGCACAUUGACCCUCGGCAUUUCGCACCCCCCAUGUCACCAUUCUAUGGGUUCCCCGGCAGCCCCUUCCACCCGGCAUUUCUACCACUCAACAUGGUCAAAUCCGAGGUGAACACAUCAUCCGGGGGGCUUGACACUGGAUAUGUAGCUAAAACUGUUAGAGAACUGCUUAGCAUUCACAAUAUAGGGCAGCGACUUUUUGCUAAACAUGUCCUUGGCUUGAGCCAAGGAACAGUCAGUGAACUACUCUCUAAGCCAAAGUCUUGGGACAAGCUGACAGAGAAGGGGAGAGAGUCCUACAGGAAGAUGCACGCCUGGGCAACAGAUGAGGCCAAUAUCAUGGCGUUAAAAGCUAUUUCACCAAAGAAAGCUCUUCAUGUGACAAAGCUCUCCCCACAUUCAUUUUUUAAAGGUACCCAACCUCUGACCCCAAAUAACUCCUACAAGGAAAAAGAAGACUCAGUUACAGAAGAACGUAUUGCCAAUAUUCUCAACGAGGCUCAGGUAGCCAUGCAUAUGAAGAAAAGUCUUGAACAGCAGCAGGUUGCCAAUGCUGUUGUGUCCAGCAUUUACCACCACGAGCUGUCCAAGAUGGGCGGCGCCCCUCCUGGCCUCACCAUGAUGUCACCCACAAUGCCCCCUUCCUCACUCUCGAAUGGCCCGCACUACCCCCGCGAAGGCUCUAGAAAAAUACGAGACCAUGAUUCGAGACAUCAUUCGUCCUCAUCGUCGCAGGAUGAAGCGGCCUCGGCCCAGGAAAUGGUGGCUAGGAUCUACCGCCAGGAACUGGAGAAGUUGAAGAGUGCAGCGGACGCAGCGGGGAACAUUGCCGCCAGUGCCAUGUAUGCACAGGAACUAAGUCGCCUUAACACACCACAGAAUAUUUCAUCAUCAUCAUCCAGGCACCAUCACUGCUCCCCUCCCACCCCUCCUGGCAGGGAGAGUCCAGAGCCAUCACCUCUAGCUUUAGAUUGUCGCUCCACACGGCCCAAUGGCCUGAACCUUAAAACCGAGCCACCAGACAGCACGUCGGAGGAGACGGCAUCUCAGGUAAACAACUACGGCGCCAUCGACCUGAGCAAGCCCUCGUCUCAGUCUGGCUCCACCCCGGGCUCGUCGCCCAGCAGCGAGACGGGCAGACACGCUGGCAGUGCCUUUUUUCUCGUACGUCCUCGGGUCAACGGCCACGACUCUGACAGCAGCCCUUUGACCCCGACCCAGCAACAGCAGGGGUCAGCCGGCGGGCCACGCUACGGGUCGGUGCCGCCUGCAGAGUGUCUUUCCCCCUUGCAGCGCAUGCAAAACAUAGCAAACUCCUUGACCUCCCGUCCCAACGCGGGGAUGCCAAACGCCAAGCCCUUGAGAGCCGUGCUCCCGCCCAUCACCCAGGAGGAGUUUGACCGCUACGCUAACAUGAACACGGACGAGCUGGUGAAGAAGGUGAAAGAGACCCUGUCCCAGUACUCCAUCAGCCAGAGACUGUUUGGUGAGAGCGUCCUCGGCCUGUCCCAGGGCUCGGUCUCAGACCUCCUGGCCAGACCCAAACCAUGGCACAUGCUCACCCAGAAGGGAAGAGAACCUUUUAUCAGGAUGCAGAUCUUUCUAGAAGAUGCUGAUUCCAUCCCGAAGUUGGUGGCGUCCCAGUACCGCAUCCCUCCAGACAAGUUGAUGAGGUCCAGCUCCAGAGGAUCUAAUGAACCAGCUCACAGACGUCGUAAGAGUAGCAUGGAAGACCGCAACUUUGACUCACCGACCCAGCCCAAACGUCCCAGGGUCUUCUUCACCGAGGACCAGAAAGACUCCCUGAGAUCAGCCUAUGCACAGGACCCCUACCCCAACCAGAGCACCAUCGAAUCUCUGGCCAAGAACCUGAACGUGGGGGUGAAGACGGUCAUCAACUGGUUCCACAACCACCGCAUGCGAGCCAAGCAGCAGCACCACCCUGGCAGUGAGUCCAACAUCAAGUCCGAGCCUGACGAGAGUUCCAACCAGAGCGACAUCUCCAGCAUGUCCGGUGAGGUCAGCUCCGCGCUGCCGGGCAGUCAGUUCUUUCACGGUGGGGUGACCCCGACGGACCUGAACCAGUGGAUGUUCCCCCAGUUUGAGCCCAUGACACUUAUGAAUAAAGUGCCUUUAAACGACGACGGGGAGGACAAUAAGGAGAACCAUGGAGGGAUGGAAGAUGAUGAUGAUGAGAUGGAUGAGCCGGAUGGAUUGGAUACGGUCCCUAGUAAUAAUAAUAACAAUUUGAAAGAGAAGGAUGGUCCGGAUGGGGAGAAUGAAGGAGAGGAGUGGCGGCGUGAGAGGAGUGUUGAUGCAGCGAAACAGCCGAGUUCUGAAAGCACGGCUGUGUCGUCAUCAACCAGCGCCAGUAACGGAGCGGCUAGCGUCAACAAGCGGAAACGCUCCAACCCACAGAGGGUUUACGAGGGAGCGCAGCUGGACCGGACAUUUGGCGCCAGUAGCUCUGAGACCAUUCAUGAAGCGGCUGAGCUGAGUGCUCACCAGGAUGAGACCGGCAGGAAAAGCGGCGCCAGCCUCCACAGUGAGAUGAACGGCAAUGGCGAGCAGAGUGUGGAUCAUGGUCCAUCAUCCGCUGGGGGUGGGGCGUGUAGCAGCUCCAGCAAGCCAGUGUACAGGAUAGAGAAAAUAGAAAAAAUGGAGAACUGCAUCAAGUCAUCAGUGGAACACUGGGACGAGGAGGACGGGGAGCCCAUGUCUUCCAUAGAGAAGAUUCAGAAACAUCUCGACAACAACUCUGCAGAUGAAGACUGGGAAAUUUUGUGACAGUUUUCAUUGGUUCCAGUUCUUCACUGACAUACUCCUAUACAUAGAUAUAAAUAUAUAUAUAACCAUAUACCAAUGUUUAAUUGUGUAUAAACAACGAACUGUUCAAGCACACCGGGGAGUUCACAAAGUUCACCUACAAUAUGCAUGCUCAUUUCUUAUUGAAUUUUUUAUUUUAAAAACUGAGGACCAGAGUAUUGUUACAUUAUGUUGUCCCCCUGCCCCAUUUUCUGCCAUGGCAGAUCUGCCCAAAAUUUUGAAUCUCCUGGCGUGGUCUCCCAUUGAUCACUUAUCUCUAAGGCACCACUCUUACCCUGCAGGCUUCCCCUGCAGUCUCUUGAAAUAAUUCACUUCUUGUGUAUAUAGUUAAAUGCCGGAGCUGGGUCCGCGACCUCUCCUGUAUAUUUGUUGCCAUGAGUACAGCCACUAUCUACUGUUGAAUGGGUUUUAUUUUUCCUCUACCUUCCCUGUACAGUUGUCCAGCUUUCCCUUUGGACCUUUGUUAAUGCUGUUUGUUAUGAUGAUUGAGGAGCGCACAGCCCUAAAAGUAUUACUACCUAAGUGAUCUUGCUACCCCAUGAUUGUUGGCGGUAGAGUUUUGUACAUAGUCUCUAGCUGUGGCUCAAAGCUUGCCUUCCUCACACCGGCGGUGUUUUACUCUCUGCAUAAGGCUUGUCCGUGCUUUUUUCUUUGGGUUAUGAAAUUAUGCCAAAACAUUUUCUUGUUCAUUCAGGUUGGCUUGACAGAUUCUUUAUGAAGCUUUACAAGGCAGCAAAUGUGUUGUUUAUUUUUUUUUUUUUUUGUUGUUGUUGUUGACUUGCUUCUUACAUUUCAAGGAUAGAAAAAAAAAUUCUAUCAGUCCACUUGUGUAUCCGUAGCAUGGCUCAGCUCAGUUGUUUCUUUUUUUUUUUUCUAUUCCUCUUUUUGUCCAUCUUAGCUCUUGAAAACAAUGAAAACAACAGCAUUCCACAAAGUGUUCCUUUACGUCACACUCAUCUGCCAUGUUCUUGCUGGCCCUGAUUUUGUUACUAGCAGAGCAUGGUUUCUCAUCCUUUACUGUUUCACUUGCUAGAUUAGUGGCAUUUUAUGGUUGCAUCUAAUCCAGUUUUCUUGCUAGAAUAUUGGGAUUGUAUGAUUUCAUUCAAACCUGUUUUCUAGCUAGAUUAUUGGCAAUGUGUGAUUUCAUUCAAACCAGUUUUCUAGCUAGAUUAUUGGCAAUGUAUGAUUUCAUUCAAACCAGUUUUCUAGCUAGAUUAUUGGCAAUGUGUGAUUUCAUUCAAACCAGUUUUCUAGCUAGAUUAUUGGCAAUGUGUGAUUUCAUUCAAACCAGUUUUCUAGCUAGAUUAUUGGCAAUGUGUGAUUUCAUUCAAACCAGUUUUCUAGCUAGAUUAUUGGCAAUGUGUGAUUUCAUUCAAACCAGUUUUCUUGCUAGAUUAUUGGCAAUGUGUGAUUUCAUUCAAACCAGUUUUCUAGCUAGAUUAUUGGCAAUGUAUGAUUUCAUUCAAACCAGUUUUCUAGCUAGAUUAUUGGCAAUGUGUGAUUUCAUUCAAACCAGUUUUCUUGCUAGAAUAUUGGCAAUGUGUGAUUUCAUGUAAACCACCUUUCUAGCUAGAUUAUUUGAAUUUCAUGGUUUGAUCUUAACCUGUUUUUGUAGAUAGAACAUGGGAAUGUGAUGGUUUAAAAACAACCAUUAUCUAGUUACCCAAUGUUAUUAGAACUAGUGAAUUUGACCUUGAUCACUGUUGAGAUUUCAGGUCCCCCUUUAAACUUACACCUCGCGCUUUAUUUGAGAUAGAUCAUCCCCAAAUAUUGUAGUGGUUCUUGUAGUAUCACCCUGUAUUUGAGAGAGAUCAUCCCCAAAUAUUGUAGUGGUUCUUGUAGUAUCACCCUGUAUUUGAGAUAGAUCAUCCCCAAAUAUUGUAGUGUUUCUUGUAGCUUUUGACUAAUGUGUUCAACCCAUUUGGUGCUUGAUUGUGUGCAAUUUUUGUUUGCUUUGCUGUUGAUGUGUUCAAGCGGAAUACUCCGCAGUUCAACCUACUUUUUUUAAUAUUUUUAUUUGUUUUCAUUUUAAGGAAGUAGUUUCAUUUUUUUAAUGAUUUGUUUACAUUUGGAUCUGAUGUAAUGAGUUACCCCUGCUUUGUGCCUUAAUUCAAUCUAUAUAACUGGCAGGGGCUAACAUGAAAGGGACAUCACUGUCCAUUUAUAAGGGACAUAACUGUUCAUUAAUAUUCUGACUUGGAGGCACCUUCCCUCCCAAAGUAAGACAUUUUUUGUGUCAACGUUAGCACUUUUUUUUUAUUGCUUAGGUGCAAUAAAUCUGAAGAAUUUCUAUACAAAAAUAAAAAGAAAAUGUGUUCAUCAAGUCAAUGGUUUAAAUAUUGAACUUAGCUAUUUUUCUUGUGUUCAUCUUGUUGUUAACCAAAUUUUUACUCAGCGUUUUAAUGAAACUUCAAGCAUUUUUAAAGUUGCAGGUUAAUAUUGUUAAAUCGAAUGUAGGUUUUAACACUUAAAAAUCUAAAUUUUUUGUAUUAUAAUUAAGAUCUGCGACUAUGAAAUCUGAGUGUGCCAGUUAGGCUAGCAUUUAAUAGAUACUGCGAGAUUUGUUAACUGUGUUCCAUGUUUGAACCACUGUGUUCCUACCAGUUUUAUCAUUGAGACCACUGUGUUCUAGGCUCCAAUGUUCUUCUUUACACCGGGCUUCUCAUGCACUUAAAUGUGCAUCGCCGUUGAGAGAUCUGUUUAAGUUAUUAUCAUAUUGAUAAUAGUUCAACUUCUAAUUAGGUCAAAUUUAAUAUGCCAUAUUGUAAUUAAGUCAUCAUUCAACUUAUUUUUAAAUAGGGCAAAAUUGGUGGGUUUUUUUUUAAACUGAUUUGAAAAAUUUGCUUUGAUUGUCAAAUAUAUUGGCGUACUAGAAUUUCCAUAGUUAUUAAUUAGUGAGAAAAUGUUAGUGUCUUCUAUUAAUUUAUGGAGUACUAAUACUUUUUAUAAUUAUUCUAUGAAAGACUCACACUUUUGAUGGGUGUACUUUUUGAAACACUAGUACUAUUCAUUGUUAAUGCAAGUUUUUUCCACCUCUCCAGGCUUACACCCCAAUGUAGAAAGACGUGAUUUAUUCAGUUUCUUUUUUUAAAGCUUGUGUUCAUGUGUUGAUUACUGUGUUUUUAUUCCAGAUUUUGUUGCAUGCACUUUGAUCAACUCAUUUACCUGUUGACUGUCUUCUAUUUUUUAUAUAUAUUUCAUGGCUCUUUAAGGCACGAUUUUUUGUAUCAUUUAAAAUGGAAAAAAAUGUAUUUUUGUUUAAUUUUUCUCCUUUAUAUAAUGCCUGCUUCUAUAAAUUUGUAUGAAACUAGCCUGAAGCUAUGUGUAUAUUACAUUAUCCAGUAAUUAUAAUUGGAAAUUUUUUAUUUUGCGCAUAUUAUUUUGUAUAACUCUAUAAGAGAUGCCAGUAUGUUUGCAUAUAACCAACAUGUAAAGAUUUGUACAUAAUCUACUUUGACACUUACAGUCCUGUAAACUUUAUUUUUUACUAUGUUUCAUUUGAUUUGUUAGUGAUGGGGUGAGAGAUGGGGGAGUUUGGUCUGACCCGGGGUGGGGGUGGCUAGAGUGAGCUUUUUUAAUUUGUAGGGGUACUAACGCAGCUGUUUGAUUGUCAGUGCAGCCCUCUGUAAGGCUCCCCUCGUCAGCUUUUUUUAUCAGUGCCGCGCCCCUUCCCCCUCUCAGUCAGCCGUUGGUC
Molecule: messenger RNA, 8168 nt
Organism: Physella acuta
Lineage: Eukaryota; Metazoa; Mollusca; Gastropoda; Physidae
Product: homeobox protein cut-like 1
Biological process (GO): regulation of transcription by RNA polymerase II
Cellular component (GO): nucleus
Molecular function (GO): DNA-binding transcription factor activity, RNA polymerase II-specific; RNA polymerase II transcription regulatory region sequence-specific DNA binding
Source: RefSeq, a predicted model, not a curated record